GCGCCGGGAGUGCGGGCUGGAGGUUACGCAUUUGGGGGCGUAAACCAGAGCCUGCGAACGAGCAGCGUUUGGGGCUGCCAGAAAUCACCGGCCCACUAAAGAGAAGACGCUUUACAGUCUAGGCAGAUGUGCUAGCGACACCACUAAUGAUUCCUCUCAUGAUGCCAGAAAUGGUGCUAGCAGCCCAUUGGCGACCUACAAGUGGCUGGCUGGAGCAGCUAGUCUGCUACAACCGCGCCCAAAGGAGAGCCCCUUGCCGGCGCCAGUGCCAGCAGCACUCCCAAACAAAGGAUUCCCACGCGGUCGCGGUGUUGUUGGUGUCUUCCCGUUGCCACAGAAGUCAUCGUGUCGGUGUCGCCAGCGAGCGCAUGCUGCGAUUUACUCUCCGCGCUAGCGUGGCGCGAGGAUCGCGACGGUAGCGGCGCGCAAUGGCGCGCAGCGUCAGAAUUUGCAACAACAACACCGUCUGGCUCGCGGCAUAUAUAAAGCGGGUGGGGCCCGGUAGUCUCAGGUCAUCAUCCAAACACAAUG
Suhomyces tanzawaensis NRRL Y-17324 is the source of this 531-nucleotide messenger RNA. RefSeq lists its product as uncharacterized. The transcript has a single exon. The record is from RefSeq and is a predicted model, not a curated record. Lineage: Eukaryota; Fungi; Ascomycota; Pichiomycetes; Serinales; Debaryomycetaceae. Bases 147 to 419 code for a protein of 90 amino acids.